Messenger RNA from Endocarpon pusillum Z07020, 1182 nucleotides. RefSeq lists its product as uncharacterized. NCBI's taxonomy places the organism in Eukaryota, Fungi, Ascomycota, Eurotiomycetes, Verrucariales, Verrucariaceae. Gene Ontology annotation, biological process: transmembrane transport. Gene Ontology annotation, cellular component: membrane. The record is from RefSeq and is a predicted model, not a curated record. Gene Ontology annotation, molecular function: transmembrane transporter activity. The transcript has 2 exons. Bases 1 to 1182 code for a protein of 393 amino acids.
AUGGUUGCUGAGCUUUCAGCCCUUCAACAAAUCGUGAACACACUGACCGGUCUCAAUGGGCUUCCCGUUGUCAUCGUUGAGUGUGUUGUCACGACGAUUUACACCUCACUCGGUGGAUUUCGGGUGAGCUUCAUCACGGACAAUGUUCAAGGCGCCCUCGUUGUGAUGCUUAUCAUCAUCGGCGUCAUUACAGUUGGAGUGGAAGUUGAUGUCGACCGUAGCCUUGUGGGAUCAUCUGGACUGCUCGAUGCAAGCCUUCUUGGCUGGCAGCUCAUUUACAUCCUCCCUGUUGCCAUUCUCACCAAUGACUUCUUUAUCAGUGGCUUCUGGAUGAGAACCUUUGCAUCGAAGACCGACAAAGAUCUCCGAGUUGGGGUUUCGAUUGCUACCGUCGCUGUUGCGAUCAUUCUUACCCUUAUCGGUUCUUCGGGGCUUCUCGCAGUUUGGUCGGGUGCUUUGACCGACCCAGAGACGGAAGGCUCGAUUGCUUUCUUUCUGCUUCUUGGGCAGCUACCAGCGUGGGUCGUUGGGAUUAUCCUCGUGAUGGUGGUUUGCCUGUCCACGGCUGCCUUUGACUCUUUCCAGAGCGCCAUGGUUUCUACUGGGUCGAAUGAUAUCUUCCGCAACAAGCUUAAUUUCUGGUUCGUCCGUGCCGCGGUCGUCCUGAUCAUCAUUCCCGUCGUCGUGGUUGCCCUGAAAUCGCCUUCUGUCCUGCGAAUCUUUCUUAUCAGUGAUCUGGUUUCAGCAUCAUCGAUUCCAGUCUUGGUUAUUGGGCUCAGCGACAAAUGUUGGUGGUGGCGCGGCUUCGAAGUUGUCGUAGGUGGUCUUGGUGGCAUUUUGACUGUCUUCCUAUUCGGCCUAGUCUACUAUGACGGCAAUAGUGGAAUGGCGGGGAGGCUCAUUAUCCUUGAGGGAGGACUGUUUGCUGGGGACUGGAGCACGUUUGGCGCAUUCGUGGCUGCCCCCAUUGGGGGCCUGCUCUGGGGAUUUGCAGCAUUUGCCCUCCGCCUGUCGGUUCAAUUCAUCCUCGCCAAAGUACGCGGACACAAACUCACUGCCCUCGAUCGACCUGUUCGUUCUUCUCCGGACCCGACUUUCUUUACCGGAGGCACCGCCUCGGAAGGCGACCCCAGCCCUGUGAGUGGCGGGUAUUAUGGUGACCAGAAAACUAAGUUCUUUUGA